Molecule: messenger RNA, 2541 nt
Organism: Prorocentrum cordatum
Lineage: Eukaryota; Dinophyceae; Prorocentrales; Prorocentraceae
Source: the annotation of a GenBank genome assembly
AUGGAGUCAGCCCAGCGGCGACAACUGGCGCCCGAGAAGGUGAUCGAGGCGUGCAAGACGUUCAUAUGCGAUGCCUGCGUCGAGUCGCUCAAGCAGCAGCCUUCCGCUCCACCAGUGUCCCUGGAGAGUAUACAGGCAAAGUGGAAGCGCAUCCAUGCCGAUUUGUUCGAGUGGCUGCAUCCGCGCCUCGAGGAGAGGCUGAAGGCUCGCAUGGUCAUCGAUGAAGGCUGUCGCGUGCGGGUGGCCAAGUGGCUGUGCCGGCUGGAAGGCACUGCGGCCCAUCGGAAUCUACGGUGGGACGAGUUGGGGGGGCUCUACGAGGAGAGAUGGCUUUCCGACAUUGGGAAACCCCCGCGGUUCAAGUGCGACCCGGAGGUAGCUUGCAUGGACAAGGCAGCAGCGUUGUACAUCGACAGGGGCUCGGUCCACCAGGAGGUGAGCCCCGGCCAGGCGCGCUGGUGCAUCUCCAUUGAGGAAGAGGCGAUCAGAUCGACGAGGGCGACCGCGGACGCGCCGCGCGGCCAUUUCUUCGAGCCCGACUUCGAAGAGCUGCCCUGCGUUGGCGCUCAGCGCGUGGACAUGCAGGCCUUGAACGGGAAGAACCAGACGCUCAAAUGUGUGGCCCCUGGCACAUUCGUGAGCUACUGGAAGGAGAAGAGCGAGGUCCGCGGCGCCUGCGAGGGGCUGGCGAGAGCCCUCGCUGCUGCGGCGGCGCGGACGGCCGGGGGAGCCAGCUGGGCCCGCAUCCUACGCGAGAUCGCCUGCGCUGAGCUGAUGGCGGGCUCUGGCGCGAGCGCGCGCUGGACAGUCUCCAAGGCCAUGGGGGCGCCGUUCUCGGCCAGCACAUGGGCGUCGCAGGGGUCGACCCAUGAGGGCGAGGCCUCGUGGGAGAGCGCGAUGGGACCUCCCGCCAAGAAGGCCGAAGUUGCCGACGAGGCGCCGAGGGUGCACAUCCGCGGGAAGGCGCGGCCCGCGGCGGACGGCGCGCCGGUGGCGGAGGGGCGCGAGGAGAUCGCGGAGAAGGCCAAGCCGAACGCCUCCUGUUUCUGGGCCAAGGAGGAGACCGCGAUCGAGGUGUCUGUAGAGCUACCGCAGCAGCUCAAGAGGCUCAAGGCGGCGACGAGGGACAUGGACUCUUUCGUGGCCAACCAGAUCAAGAAGGGGGGGCGUGAGGAAUCGGGGCUCACCGUGACUAUCGAGGAGCCGGGGCGGUUCGCCAAUGCCGAGCAGGUCGAGGUGAACAGCUACAUUGCGGACGUGACCGUAGCUUUCACGCAGAACAGGCCGACCAGUCGGGAUAACAUGUGGGUCAUCCCGGCCCCUGAGCUUGCGAAGGCGAUGGGCGUCCCGGAGGGUGCCGCUGCGAAGCUCAGGCAGGCGGUGCGUGGCUUGGUGGAGGCGGCCAUAGAGUGGUUUCUGAUCGUCUCCGAAGUAGUGGCCGAGCAGGGGUGGGCCCGCGCGAAGAUUGACCCGUGCGCGUGGGUCCUGCGCGGCGAGGAUCAUGGCAAUGACAGGGAGCAUGCCCAGUCGAGUCUCGAGACGUACCUAGAGGCCAGCCCGGUGAAGGCGGAUGUCGCGGCCCGCAGAAAGGCCGGGGCUCAGCUGGAAGCUCGCUGCGACUGUAAGGAGUGGGGGCAUGGCACGUUCUACCAGACGGGGGUGAAGAUCGUCCAGGAGAUGGACAAGGGGUUCGAGAUGGACCAUGACGAGUGCGUCAAGGGCAUCGAGGAGAUCUACGUGAGCCCUCAGGGGGAGAACCAGAAGGAGUUCGCGACCACGGAUGCGGAACGUGAGCUGGCAGUUCAGCAAUGUGCCCCACGCGACCGCGAAGUCAUCAACAAGCUCGUGGAUCGAGUCCGGGAGCAGGCGGGCAAGGGUGUCAUGAUCCAUGGCCGCAAGGGGUCUGACGUCCUCGUGCCCAUCGCGUGGGCCGACUCGUCUGAGGCCAAUCGGCCCGACGGGAGCAGCGCAAAGGGGUUAGUGAUGGCCAUGGCCACCCUGGAGAUCUUCGGUGGCAGCGAAUGUGACGUGGCCAGGAUCAGCUGGAAGUCAGGGAAGAUCGACAGGAUGUGCAGCGGUUACGUGCUCGGCAACGAGAUAGAGGUCACCGCGGAGUGCGGCCUCGCAGCGGCCUGCGUAGCGGUCAAGGAGAAGAAGGUGGACGUCGAGGCGAUGGCCAUGAUGGACGAGAGCGGCCAGGACGGCCAAGGGCUGCUGCGGGUGCAUGACGGCGCCCAGCUCGCGAGCUGCCCGACGAGGGGGCACGGGCCGCGCCGGCUGCGAUUGCAGUGCAAAUGUGCUGCUCGGUGGAAGCUCGUGCGCGACGAGGAAUUCCGCGGCGCGAGGCGCCGUGAGACGGAAGGGGUCGCCCCGUUCGAUUCGGGCAAGGUUGCCCAGAAUGGCAAGGUCUACGACGCGGGUGGACAACAGGAUCAACCGCGCGAGGAGCUCGCGGAUGACGAGACGGAAGUCGAGACAGAAGAGGAGAUAGUCAAGGAGGAGAUCCGCAUUUUGGAGAAUUUCCCCCCGUGCAGUUGGUGA